AUGGAAUCUGAUUUGUACUGUACUUGCACAACCUCACCAACAGCCAACAUCAAACUGAUCCACACACUUACCAGCAGACCAACCUCUUCCCUCCCGACACCCCCCCUCCCCUUGUAUAUCGCGCGCAAGCGCGCCUCUCACCAUCGACAGCCUCCUCAAAUCGUCCACAUCCACAAUACGACCAUGUCCUUACAUAUGCUACAUCGCCUCCUCCGCCCCUCGCUACUUCCGCGCCUCUCUGGCAACGCUCCGGUAGUACGUUGUCAACCCUCGAUUGCCCCCCUCCGGCAACCUCCCUCUGCGCCCGCCGCAUUUCUACCCGCAUCCCGCGCACACAAAUGCACUCUCAUCCAAGUUUUACGCCAAGGUCGCAUCUCGCAAAGCGCGCGUAAGCUGCGCUCCCCGGCGCUGGCAAAUCGUCCGGAGAUGAAGGGUGUGUGCUUGAAGGUUGGCACGACAAAGCCAAAGAAGCCGAAUUCGGGCGAGCGAAAGAUUGCGAGGGUGCGGCUCAGCAGCGGCAAAGUUGUCACCGCCUAUAUUCCCGGCGAAGGCCACAAUGUUCAACAGCAUUCGGUUGUCAUGGUACGAGGAGGCAGAGCUCAGGAUUGUCCCGGUGUGAAGUACCAUCUCGUCAGGGGCGCUUUGGAUCUGGGUGGUGUGGGCAACAGAAUCACAUCGAGAUCCAAGUAUGGGACGAAGAAACCCAAAGCCGCGUAG
Periconia digitata is the source of this 717-nucleotide messenger RNA. NCBI's taxonomy places the organism in Eukaryota, Fungi, Ascomycota, Dothideomycetes, Pleosporales, Periconiaceae. The record is from the annotation of a GenBank genome assembly.